CCGGCAGUAAUCUCUUAUAUUUCAGUGCCUCCCGGGCAAAGAAUUGGCAUUGUCGAACUCUGGAGAUAUCUCUUCCCACUACUUUUCUCUUGAAAACGCCCGGACCUUUUAACACCAAUUGCCGAGGUCGACCGGCGCUCCGACACCGUCAACAAGCCAAGCCACGUUAGCCUGGACUGGCUUUCGAACCCCAAAAGGCUGUUCCGGUCCCAACUCAAAUAUUCCACCACAACCACCCUUACUACAGCUUGGCGUAGAGCUGUGUUGCAGGGAGAAUCACUCACCCUCCCCACUUCAACCUCACCUUUUCUGUCUGCUCCAGUGACAGCUCGACACUGGAAUCUUGUUUCCCCGGCACGAGACCAAUCUCGGUAGUUUAUUUGCCGAGCUGCAGCAAAUACGCCCCUCACAUCUCCAAACAUUCCUGCCUCCGAAACAGGACCCCUCAGAACCCCGUAUAUAUAAUUCCAGUUGUACAGCUGUGUACUGGAACCCUCGAAUUUUGAGACAGUCAACGCGACCGCUGCUUCUUGCAGCCCUCCAAGUUGCCCACCAUGUACACAACAUCAUUUGCCUUCUUUGAGGCGCUCUGGGAGGCCGGCGUCACCCAUUGCUUCGUCAACCUCGGUUCUGACCACCCAAGCAUCAUCGAGGCGAUGGUCAAGGGCACACGCGAAAAGAAGGGCCAAUUCCCGAGAAUCAUAACAUGUCCCAACGAGAUGGUCGCCAUGUCCAUGGCAGAUGGCUACGCCCGCCUAACAAACCAACCCCAGUGCGUCAUUGUUCACGUCGACGUCGGAACCCAGGGCCUGGGAGCGGCGGUGCACAACGCAUCAACCGGACGGGCACCUGUACUUGUCUUUGCGGGUCUUUCACCCUUCACGAUCGAGGGCGAGAUGCGCGGGUCCCGUACCGAGUUCAUCCACUGGAUCCAGGACGUGCCCGAUCAGAAGCAGAUCGUUAGCCAGUACUGCCGCUACAGUGCGGAGCUCAAGACGGGCAAGAACGUGAAACAGAUGGUGGCCAGGGCUCUGCAGUUCGCAACCAGCCAGCCUCAGGGCCCCGUGUACCUGUACGGCGCGAGGGAGGUCAUGGAGGAGGAAAUCAAUCCGUACGAACUAGACAAGAAGCUUGCCGAGCCGAUCGAGCUGGGCGCACUGCCGGCCAAGGCGGUGCAGAACAUAUCCGAGGCCCUCGGCGGUGCGAAGCAGCCCAUCCUCAUCGUAGGCUAUGCUGCCCGUAACCAGGAGGUCCCUGCUGCCCUUGUUGAGCUCGCCGAUACCGUGCCCGCUCUACAGAUCCUCGACACUGCCGGCAGCGAGAUGAGCUUCCCGGCGAACCAUCCCGCCUGGCUGGGCCUGAAAUACGGCGCCGCGCCCGAGAUCGAGACGGCCGACGUCAUCAUCCUCUUAGAUGUCGACGUUCCCUGGAUCCCAACGCAAUGCAAGCCGCGCGCCGACGCUCGCGUGUUCCACAUUGACUCGGACCCGCUCAAGCAGAUGAUGCCGGUGUUUUACGUCUCGGCCGAGGGGCGAUACAGGGCCUGUAGUUUUACGGUCGUGCAGCAGCUCACUGCACACCUAAAGGCGAACAAGGCGUUGAUCACAAGCAAGACGGAGGCCGCCGCCCGAGAGAGCAGCCACAGCAAGCUGCUGGCUACCAUCGAAGCGCGUUGCAAACCGCACGACGACGGGACGUUUGGAGCUGGCUACGUCUGCCGCAAGGUGAGGGCCUCGGUGCCCGAGGACACAAUUUUUGCAGUCGAGGCCGUGACCAACACCUUGUUCACACAUGACGCCCUGCAGCCCAUCCUCCCAGGCUCGUGGUACAACUGCGGAGGCGGUGGUCUUGGAUGGUCGGGUGGUGCCGCGUUGGGCCUAAAGCUCGCCACCGACACCAUCAACGGCGGCAAGGGCAAGGGCAAGUUUGUGUGCCAGGUUGUCGCCGACGGAACGUUCCUUUUCAGCGUCCCAUCCAGCGUGCACUGGAUCGGAAAGCGAUAUGGCAUCCCGGUGUUGACCAUCAUCCUGAAUAAUGCUGGCUGGCACGCACCCAAGAGGUCCCUCCUCCUGGUGCACCCGGAUGGCGAAGGGUCGACGGCGACGCACGAGGAGCUCAACAUUUCCUUCGACCCAGUGCCGGACUACUCUGGAAUCGCCAAGGCCGCAGCGGACGGCGACUUGUUUGCGGCGAGGGUGGACAAGGCGGCAGACUUUGAGGCCAAGCUGGCCGAGGCAAUCAAGGUGGUCAAUGGUGGCAUGUCGGCCGUGCUGGACUGCAAGGUCGUCCCUGGAAGCUAAAUAUUUUACCAGCUUUGUUGAUGGGCAGUCAUUUUUUUGGUAUAGACUGGUCUAGAUUUUGUGCUUGCUCGUCUGAUAAUUUGUGCUUGGCUGCGGGCAGCAAAUGCAGUCCUACCCAGAAUCGUACGAGUACAUUAGAUGGGAUAAAAGUUCCUCUAGAGUGGACUGAUCUCUGAUGCAAAACAGUUCCAAGAAGAUGUUGUGCAAGA
Pyricularia oryzae 70-15 is the source of this 2509-nucleotide messenger RNA. Its product is annotated as acetolactate synthase. The transcript has 3 exons. The record is from RefSeq and is a predicted model, not a curated record. Gene Ontology annotation, biological process: L-valine biosynthetic process. The coding region runs from base 555 to 2300 and encodes 581 amino acids. Gene Ontology annotation, molecular function: thiamine pyrophosphate binding; acetolactate synthase activity; flavin adenine dinucleotide binding. Lineage: Eukaryota; Fungi; Ascomycota; Sordariomycetes; Magnaporthales; Pyriculariaceae. Gene Ontology annotation, cellular component: acetolactate synthase complex; mitochondrion.